This is a messenger RNA of Cucurbita moschata (crookneck pumpkin), 1729 nucleotides long. RefSeq names its product organic cation/carnitine transporter 7. Lineage: Eukaryota; Viridiplantae; Streptophyta; Magnoliopsida; Cucurbitales; Cucurbitaceae. Gene Ontology annotation, molecular function: transmembrane transporter activity. The record is from RefSeq and is a predicted model, not a curated record. Bases 94 to 1611 code for a protein of 505 amino acids. The transcript is spliced from 6 exons. Gene Ontology annotation, cellular component: membrane. Gene Ontology annotation, biological process: transmembrane transport.
AAAACAGAUCCAGUAGAAAAUUUGACAAAGAAAGUAAUUUGGCGUUGUUUGGUUAUCGCGUCUGCGUCUCCAGAUCCCAUAAUCGAUUCAGGAAUGGAAAUGGAGGAACGCUCAUUUGUUAUCCCUCAAGAACAACAGCAGAUGGAAGAUGGAGGUGGAAGUUCGAGGUACACUAUUGAUGAAGCUCUUGUAUCCAUGGGUUUUGGGAAUUUCCAAAUUCUUGUGCUUGCUUAUGCUGGGAUGGGAUGGGCUUCAGAAGCUAUGGAAAUGAUGUUACUCUCUUUUAUUGGACCUGCAGUUCAGUCUGCGUGGAGCCUUUCUCCUCAUCAAGAGUCUUUGAUCACCAGUGUGGUUUUUGCAGGCAUGUUAGUUGGGGCCUAUUCAUGGGGCAUAGUUUCUGAUAAAUACGGACGAAGGAAAGGUUUCUUCAUUACAGCAACACUCACUUCUGUUGCUGGAUUUCUAAGUGCUUUUGCCCCAAAUUAUAUCUCUUUGUUAAUUCUUCGCUGUCUAGUUGGCGUUGGGUUGGGAGGUGGUCCUGUACUUGCUUCCUGGUUCUUGGAAUUCAUUCCUGCUCCUGAAAGAGGCACUUGGAUGGUUGUUUUUUCAACAUUCUGGACCUUUGGGACAAUCCUUGAGGCUUCAUUAGCAUGGAAGGUCAUGCCAAGCUUAGGUUGGAGGUGGCUUCUCGCAUUUUCUUCUUUUCCUUCAUUUCUUCUACUGAUCUUCUACCAAUAUACUCCAGAGUCCCCACGAUAUCUCUGUUUACAAGGCAGAACAAGUGAUGCAGCUAUUAUUUUAGAGAAAAUAGCACGGCGUAAUAGAACAAAUCUCCCUCCUGGCGUUCUUGUUUCUGGUCACUCGUAUGAAUUUGAGGAGCAAAAUAUUCCCGUGGAAGAUGUACAUCUGCUUUCGCCAAGACAAACUAAAGUUGAAACUCCUCGAGCAACAAAAUCUAAUAUAGUGAGUCUCUCUCCAUUGUUAAAGCUUCUUUCUCGAGAACUGAUUGUGUCUACAUUGCUGUUGUGGGUGGUUUUCUUUGGAAAUGCAUUCUCUUAUUAUGGCCUCGUGUUGCUGACCACCGAGUUGACUGGGAAGAGUAGAUGUACGACUACUGAUAUGCAUCUAAAUGAACAUGAUGAUGUCAACUACAGAGAUGUCUUUAUCUCUAGUUUCGCAGAGUUACCUGGUCUCGCAUUGUCAGCUGUCAUUGUUGACAAAUUAGGGCGUAAGUUAUCGAUGUCUGCAAUGUUCUUCCUGGCUGCUACAUUUCUAUUUCCCUUGGCAUUUUAUCGGGUUGAUGGCUUAACAACUAGCCUUUUGUUUGGAGCUCGCAUAUGCAUCACAUCUACAUUCACAGUUGUCUACAUAUAUGCUCCCGAGAUAUAUCCGACCUCAAUCCGAACAACCGGUGUCGGGAUUGCUAGCUCCGUUGGAAGAAUUGGAGGAAUGGUAUGCCCUCUCGUGGCAGUAGCUUUGGUUAAAGGAUGCCAUCAAACAGCGGCCAUUAUUUUGUUUGAGAUUGUAAUUCUUCUGUCAGGGAUCUGUGUUGUGCUCUUCCCAUUCGAAACCAAGGGACUACAUCUUCCUGAAAAUGUAGCUGAGACUUAGAAUACAUAUUGAUCACAUUGUUCCAAUUGGCUCGAUCUUGAUCUCGAUCUGGCCUCCAUUUCCUUUAUUCAAUAUCUGCUACAAUAGAUAUUAUUGAAGAGACCGUACCUCUGGUAUC